This is a messenger RNA of Apis dorsata (giant honeybee), 4315 nucleotides long. RefSeq names its product high mobility group protein DSP1-like. The record is from RefSeq and is a predicted model, not a curated record. Gene Ontology annotation, molecular function: DNA binding, bending. The coding region runs from base 1723 to 2985 and encodes 420 amino acids. The transcript is spliced from 5 exons. Gene Ontology annotation, biological process: regulation of transcription by RNA polymerase II. Lineage: Eukaryota; Metazoa; Arthropoda; Insecta; Hymenoptera; Apidae.
AGGAAGAAUUCUUCGGUCGGUAAAGCCGACUUGACACGCAGGAAAAAGGGUGCGCGAAAAGCAGGAAGUACCAAUGUGGAGCAAAUUCCAGUGACCGUAGCAGUGUAACGAAACUAAGAAGGGUAAAAAAAGGCGCGAGAAGAAAGAGCGCACGGCGACAAGUCAGAGUUGGUGUGUCUUCCUCUCCCUUUCGCUCUCUUUCUCUGCCUAAAAGUUGACCUCGAGUUUCAAGGGUAGAGAAGGGUUUGCAGUCGUUUGCCCCUCUACCUUACCGGGGACUACGAGCCAUGGCUCUCGAAUUCUCUACGAACGGAAGAGAGAAAGCGACGUUGCCUUGAUGUCAGUAGUGGUAGACUCCCGCCAUCCCCACCAUGGUUGAAAUGUAGUUCGAUUGGUCGGUGUACUCGGGUUUUCCUUUGUGAGCGGGCGGGUGAAAGCGUGGCUUGGCAACGCUGCAUGAGUUCGCCGGCGUCCGCUGGAAGGAAGGCUAAGCUCGUGCGCGUGGAAAAAAGAUAGAGAAACGUGGAGAAAGAGACAAACAGACAAGUAGUGAGUGAGACUUCGGAUCGGAGUGGAAGGGGACUAGAUUGGAGAAAGAGAAAGAGAGAAUAUACAAGCGUCCAUCCAGCCCGUCCUCGCCAGGUUCGCCCUCUGUGUGUGCGGCAUCGCGUGUAGAGUCGGUGGCGAGAGAAGCAAUCCGCGCGUAAGCUUCUCCAUGUGAAAAAGCUAUUACGCGUUCUACUACCACUGUGCAAUUGCCAGCGUCGGUGUGUAUAUACACGUAAAAGAAGCAUUGCGUCUCUACGCGAGCGUGGUGUCGCAUAGAGCGUAAUUAGCACCGUGUGUAUGAGCAAGUAAAGAAGAGACGUCACGUUUUCAAGGAAGAAAAGGGCAAUAUACGUAUUUUUUACGUAACGAAAUGAUAGUGUAGGCAUAAAUGAAUGAAGAUAUAUAUUUAUACUUAACACUUAUCGGUGUCUACGAAAAGAAACAUUGUGUCUCUCGAAUGAAAGGUUCCAUGAGUAUUUAGGGGAGGGAAGAAAAGAGAAAGAGAACGGAGAGCAGAGACAGAGAAAGAGGGAGAAAAAGAGAGACGGAUAGACGCACUGUAUCUGUCGAUGGUGGGGAGACAGAGGGAAAAAGAAAGAGCUAGAAGGGGAGAGAGAGCGCCCUCCCCUACCCACCCGCCCGCUCUCCUCCUCUACCCGCCAUACCUACUCACGGAGCUAACGAACGGUUGAGCGUAGCGUCGAGUAGACCGCAUCCCAAGUAUAACGUACGUAUUCACGAGGACCUCCUCUAUACAUCGUGGAAAAAGCGUGUAUGAAGCCGCCUGUGCUACCAGGAGUACUAGUAGUGAUCGUGUAGUGCGCCGGCUGGACAAGAGAAACGUGGUGUGACAGUGAGAGCACGGUAGCGCGUGCGGUGCGUGUCGCGAUACACGACGGUCACAAACAGGACUCCAUACGAAUGUGAGGGUGCGUGUACGUAUGUGUAUGUCUGUGGACACCUUCUCGUAAGAGCAAGCGAGCGAGUGCGUGCGCGCGCGCGCAGCGUUCGCGUGCGUAUGUGUGCAUGUUCUGUAUGAGGGAGACAGAGGAGCGUAUGUGUGGUGCGUGAGUGCGUGUCGUGUAAUUUCUUCGUGCAUCCUUCUUUUCCUUGUUGGUGGUACCGCUUGGUAAACGAGGCCGAAGUGACAGACAGAGCAUCCGCGUGUACGAUAUGUCGGAACACCACCGCGUUGCCGGUGGCUGGGGCACAGCGAGCCCAGGAAGCCGCGAGGAUGCCUCCGGUGGUACCGCCUGGUGGCCUUCGGGUUUAAACACUGUAUCAGCCGAACAACAACAGCAACAACAGCAGCAACAGCAACAACAACAAAAUUUACAUCAACAUCUGAUGAAUCAACAACAGCAGCAGUUAACGCAACAGCAGCAAGCACAGCAACAGCAUCAUCAGGAUAUCGUUAGGAGUACCGCUGCGGCUACCCAGCAGCUUUUCUCCUACAAGAUGGCCUCCAGCUUUCAGAACCCAGCCGCCACGGGCACACAGUCGAAUCCCGUCUCGACAUCUACGCCGGUUGGCUCCUGCAUGAGGGGAGGCUAUGAUUAUAGAUUAGGAACGGGGCCCGGAACAGGCGGAGGUGUACCUGGUACACCUUCCGCACCACCGCCUGGCGUACAGUGGUGGUACCCAGGUGGAGUUAUGGACGCCGGACAGAACAACCUGCAUCAGCAAUUGCAGGGCCAACAACAGCAGCAGCACCUCUCGCCCAUUACCACACAAACGUCCACGCCCCCCGUUAUGUCCCCGCACCAGAUACAACAGUUAUCGCAGCAAAAUAAUCUUCAGCAAAAUAACGCUCAGAGUUUACAACAGCGAGACAAUAUGCCGAGAGGAAAAGAUUCAAAGCCAAGGGGACGGAUGACUGCAUAUGCGUUCUUCGUACAAACGUGUCGACAGGAACAUAAAAAGAAACACCCCGAGGAAAAGAUUGUCUUUCGGGAAUUUUCUAAAAAGUGUGCAAUGAGGUGGAAGACUAUGUCAGAUAAAGAAAAGAAACGUUUUCAUGAAAUGGCAGAAAAAGAUAAAAAAAGAUAUGAUGCAGAGAUGCAAAAUUAUACACCACCAAAAGGAGAAAGUAAAGGCAGAGGCAAAAAGCGCAAACACAUCAAAGAUCAUAAUGCUCCUAAAAGAUCACUAUCUGCAUUUUUCUGGUUCUGUAAUGAUGAACGUGGAAAAGUAAAAAUGCUAAAUCCUGAAUUUGGUGUAGGUGAUAUCGCUAAGGAACUUGGUAAAAAGUGGUCAGAUGCAGAUCCUGAAACCAAAUCUAAAUAUGAGGCUAUGGCAGAAAAGGAUAAGGCUCGAUAUGAAAGAGAAAUGACUGCGUACAAAAAGAAAAUGAAAGAUGGUGCACCUGUAGUAGGAGUUCCAGCAAAUACUGUAAAAAGUGACAGUGAAGAAGAGUAUAAAGAAGAUGAUGAAUAGCGGAUGCACGACAAAAUUUCAUCUAUCACCCCGUGUCCUUGAUCCUGAAAGCAUACCUCACCUACUGUACGUACCAUUGAUCUUAGCGUGAGCGUACUUACACCACUAGGAAAACAAAUAACUAAUCACCAGUCCCUGAUUAUUUACAAUAAUAAUUAAAUACCCGCGAUUAUAAUAAUUAUUUUAAAAUUGUAUGUAUGACAGAUGUGAGAGAAGAUCGUAUGAAUGAUAUUUGUAUUUUAACAUAUUGAUAGUAACAUGUAAAAUGGCGUAGGAUAGCAGAAUGAAAAGAUAUGGUGCCCACUUUCUAUCAGGUGGAAGGCGCAGGGGCUCAAUCAUUGUUGACAUUGUGUCCAAACUAUGUUAAAAAUUGACUUUAUUAGUUAUAAGGAUACGGCGGCUCCAUAGUUGGGCGGUAUCAUUCGUUCAUGGCGAAAACAGUUCGAUUUUAUCAGUUCAGUUCAUUCGCUGCCAGUGUAAGAAGACUUAUUGUAUAUCCUUGUACAGAAGAUUUCUUUAAAUCAAAUAUGUCGCAGGUGGGGCAUGGGGCUGCUUUGUAUGAAUGUAAUUGAUUUAACUAUGUGUCGUAUAGUUGUAAGUAUUAGGAUAAGUAUAUAUUUUAUGCAACUUCGAUUCUACAUCUGCGUCAAUAUGUGAUAGUUUCAACAAACAAUGUAUUCUAAACCAUGAGAUUGAGCCUUAUAGCUUAUAAGUAAUUGAAAUCGAAACAAAAUAUCUAAUUCACAACUUUAUGAAAUCAAAAUUGGGACGAUAACCCAGCCAUGGAGCAGUGGUAUUGUAAAGUACUAUUGUAAAAGAUAUAAAGUGUGAAUAACUUCUAUUCGCAAGAAAGUGGAGCAUAAAAACAAUUCAAUUUAUUUUAUAUAAUUGAUGAAAAACUUUGCUUUUAUGUUAUCUUAGUCAUAUAAUUUCAAUUUUUUUAUAAUCAUAUGAAAUAAUGAAUUUUUGUUCUUAUCGAAAUUAAUGACAGUCGUUAAAGACAAACUAAAAUAGAAUUUUGAGUUUUAACAAAUUGAAGUAGUCCCUGCCCUUACCAUCGUCAUUCUCCCUCUCAUAUUCAUUUUCCAAUAAAAUAAAUACGUUAAAAAUCCUUUCAGAAUCGUGUGAUUCCGUUCAUCAUUUAAGAAAGUAAGAAAUAAGGCGUGUCUUGUAUUGCCUCGAGUCAUCUGGUGUACAGCAGGCUGUAUUAUAAUAAAUUAUUGUGGUUUCUUGUAAUAUUAACAUUCCUAGAUCCUAGUAUGUACAGAACUUAAUCAUUGAGAUUAGAGUCAACUGUGUAAAAAGCAUACCAAAAAAAAAAAAAAAAAAA